AAACAAAGCCCUUGUGAGAAAGAUGUUAAGGAGAUUGAAACAUGUGGUCCAUCUGCCAUCCAAACAUUUCCGGCUCCAUCCAUAAUAAUUUUGGAACCUCGCAACACCUCGGCGCAAAUGGAGAGUCUUCCAACGCGCGAUAGCCGCUUCCAAGAGAAGAUAAACGCACUACAGAUGCAGUCACUGCAUCCCACACGAGCCACACUGUUGCCUACCGACCAAACAUGCUCUCAUAACUCGCUUGAUCAAUCAAUCGUGUCGUGCAUAGCCUGUGAACAGGCCUUUAGUCGAGCGGGGUGGGGAGAGGGAAAAGCGCUAUUUUUCCCCAAACAGAGAGCCUGUUCACAGGCUAUGUCGUGCACGUCAUUCUUAACCGAUGAACUACAACAAAGACAAGGUACGGGUAAGUUGAUUGCCUAAAUUAGUUUUAAUUUCUGCUUUCGCCCAUUUUCUGCAUUUACCAUACGUAGAGCUUUUAACCUCUGUUAACCUCCCCCUAGUUCAAGGUAAUGCCAGUUUUAUCUAUUGCCCAAUGAAUACUUCACAUAACGCGUUCGCAAUUAAUUAAAAUUAAAAGAAAUAAAAAAUGAAUGAGAAUCCCGGUAAUAAUCUCGUCCCCAGGGCUUUUCCCUCAGUACAUGUGAAAUCCCUGGGGACGAAUUUUGCUUGCGGUAACUACGAUUAUCGUUACUUCUUAUUUGGCCUCAAAAUGACGGUUAUCGUAAUUUUGAGGUCCCUGACCCACACCCCAACCCAUACCCUAGCCCUAGCCCUAACCCUUACCCUACAAGAUGAUAUCAAUCUUCUCUCUAAGGGUAAGGGUUUCUCUAAUGGUAAGUGUCUCGAAAGCAAAUUCAUUCUUUUUAUCUUAGCUACCAAAAAAUAUUACUUUGUCCCAUGCGUGGACCUUCUGCUGGAAAAAUACCGAGUCGAAUUUAACACAAUGUAACAUGGGGGUUAACAUUGACUGGUGCAUACUCAAACGUCCUGUUCCCACGGCUGUCAUUAAGAGUUGGGGGCCGGGUAUUUUCCCUCGACUAUUAUGUACGUGGCUCCGGCUACUUUCUUAGGAAAAUAGAAGAAAAAUAGAACCAAAAGAAAUCCCUAGCUGUUUGAUUCCCCGCGCCGCCUACUUGUUGUAUUUACCCGGCUACUUGAAAUCUUAGUGACAUCCCUUUCCUGUUACCUCGAUUUUCGCUGUUCUUUUGAAACUAGAGGUCCAAAUUGCUUCCACACUUCCGCCGUGGAAAUUCAUCGCUUAAAGCAUUACUUAACCGCUAAUACGGCCACAAAACAGCCGGGCUAAAGUUUGAGCACUUACUCACCCCAUCUAACGGAAUCUCAAUUCUGGAAUCCGGAACCUUUUUGCUUAUGGAAUCUGGAAUCCGGGAAAAUUUUGCUUGUGGAAUCCGGAAUCCGGUAUACAGCUCCACGAAUCCGGAAUCUCACAAUAUUCCAUUAAAGAUUGGAAUCCAGAAUCUAAAAGUUCCACGGACAAAAUAUACUGCGUCUGGAAUACAGAAUCCAAGCCUCUCUUGGGGCUAAUCUUGGGGCGAGCUUACUUUCAAAUUUACCCAGGGGGUGGGCAUUGGGGUAUAAAGCGUCGGCAAGGGAAGCGUCCCUACUCGACGCUAUUCUCUCCGAUGUUCAGCCCUCGAUACGAAUGAAAGUAGUCUGGCCGCACGUUAUAGUGGGCGCUUCUAUGUUGAGAUCAACACUGAAAGUCGAGGCAAACAAAAUUAGUAGGUUUCCAAUGCAAAGAACCGGUCAUAAAUUAUUUGUUUUGUAGCCCAUAUAUGAUAAGAAAAUUUUACGUUAAGGGUUUCAUGUACGCGGUCACCACUGAUGCGCUCGGACAAAUUGCACCCUUAAGUCAUAGAUUUUGAUACGCCUGCUCGGAAACCUUCGGAUGGAUCAAACAGUUUGUCGUUAGAUGUCAUCUUACCUCGAAGUAACGGAGAACCAUACGGCUCAGACGGCUUUAUUUUUGAAGAACAAACACUGGUUCAGUGCAGCAAACAAACACUGAAAUUUGAUUAUUCGUUCCAGUGGUUGAACGAAACUGAAUUUGCAUCACAUAAUCUGUGAUGCGAAAGCAGAAUUCAAUAAUUAUGUUCCAAGCACUUAGUAAUGUGAUCGGUGAGGCAUCAAGAUAAAAGAGAGAGAGAGAUUAAUAUUGCAUUUGCGUUUUGAUGAUGAGUUGUUCCUGAGCUCCUUAGGCAAUUUUCCCUUCCUACCUUUUUAGCAUUGUUUCACGGUCAAACGCACACACUUACACAAACAAGGAAGGUGCGAAGACACGCGUAAAGGCUGAAAGGAGACAGAGAUCUCAGUUCGCUUCACUCGAUUUCUGGAUUUCAGAUUAACGUUUGACUCGGGGCGUUCAUUUAAUAUGAAAUAUGAUCUGAUUCGUCCACCGUAUUAAUUAUUAAUCCCUGGAAUUGUAGCUAGCCCGAAUUCACAUUCAACAAGGGUUCUUUUCUCUCUAGCGUUUUGACAUUUAACUAUAUCAUAAUAGUGGGCAGAAAGAGAGAAAGUAUUGUCGAAAACACCAAAAAUAAAUUAAGUAUUAAAUAAGACACGAAUGCAGUAAAGCUUAUCGCUACUGUCUGCUUUGCCUUGUUAGUUUGAGAACCAGCAGUGAUAAAUGUACCAGCACAGCGGUUGCUCACUCAAAUUGGCGCCAAAAAUAUGAGCGGCAAAGACGCGCGCAUGCUUUCCAGCUUCAUUUAUUUCUGCGCGCCAUUUUACAUUCCGCAUAAUUAUCUAAUUCCGCAAGCCAUGCCACAUGCCUUUCCGCAAACUCAUUCCUCCUUUUACCCUCACCGGUAAGUAAGUUUUUUUAAAAUUAUUUUUGAAGUUAACAGAGCUACAGAAGAAGCACUUUGUUUGAAGAAGAAUCUACCCUUAUUUACGGCCGGCUAUACUACGUUGGGUUAGGAAAGUCCACAUAGUUGAAUGGAGAUUUGAAUUUAAGUCAUUCCCUGUCCGUUCGGUCGUUUCCAUUAUUUGGCAAAUUAAUAGGUCACUGAGUUAGGUACAUUCGCGACCAAGGGCUGAGAUAGAGUCCUGAGCAUACAUCACGUUCAGGGCUUCAGCUCAGUUCUCAGUUUCUUGCGUAUCACCGGUAAAACGGUUAUAGCUGAAGACCAUUUUUAUCGAUGUAAGGUUACAGUUGACUGCAUUUAAGAACCCGGGAGCAAUGCCUUCGGAUGGCCAUCCCGGCAUGUUUGAACUAAGAUCUUUAAGGAGUUUUCUCCGCGGUAAAUGUACACGGCUGGCGAACAAAGAUACAUUUUUAAUAAUUUCUUGCAUAGAACUAUAACUGCCGACAAGAGAGAAUGUGUAAUAAUUUCGUGCAUAGAAUUAUAACUGCCGACAAGAGAGAAUACCUCAUUCUCUCUUGCUGCCGAGCAGUUGUUAGGCAUCUUAUCCCGGAGGGGGGGGGGUACUCCUGGGAAUUCUUUGUGGGGGUGUGCCGCCCGGUUCCUCAAAUCCUGACCUGAUUUCGGACCAAAAAAUGUAAUUUUCCACACCGGUUUUCAGACUAGACCUCUAAAAUCCUUACCCGUUUUGAGACCUGGCCUUUAUACAGAAAUUAUGUUAUCAUUACUUAGCCGUUAGAGCGCAAGAAGAAAUUAUUCAAAUCCAUUUCGAAUUCGCAUAUUUCUCUUUUUUUUCUUACUAAUUUGGAAUUGAAACGAUAAAUACUUUCAUACAUUACGUAGUUCCCUCGAAAACCAUGUCCGAUUCCAGACCAAAACGGCGCAAAAACGCUACCAGAUGGGGCGGCACAUACCGAUAUGGCUUAUAUGAGGGAGUACCUCCCUCCCGUAUCUUACCCGUGGUUUGAGGGCCCUUCAACAGUAGUCGUGUUGGUAUUUCUUCAAUUACUCAAAUUAAAAAAUGCAAAUUCGAAUAGAAUGCAUCAACUCCCUCGAAACGAGCUCGGACCGCAUUUGAAAUGAAAACGUUUCACUGAGGCAAAUUAAAAAAAAAAUAGAGUACUCUAAAAAGCAUAACCUCAAGACUAAUACCACAUGCUACGUUAAGGCCGAUUUGCAUUGCACAAUUUUGGGGCUUGCUUCAUGCAUAACAUGUACCAACAAAGUGAAUUAUACCGUAAAACCAAACCUAGGAAAAUUGCAAGUCAGUUCACGGUCUGAUUCGUCUGUGUCUCUACCACAAUUUGUCGGAGAGGAAACGCUCAGUAUCGCCGAAAAGCUUUGAUAUUGAUACUAAGACCGAGGAGACCUUAAUGGCAGUCUUGACCAACCAGCCUGGCGUUACAAAAUAAAUAAAGGUGCUUUCCGAGUCUUCGAGCAAAACAGGAUGGCAGAAGCGCAGUUUAAAGUAAUUUUAUUGCCACCUGCUUAAGAAAUUCACCAGUGUCCGGAAUGCGGCAAGGCCUUCCGUGCACAUCAUAGAGGACACACCACACUAAAUCCCUCUCCUCAUAACGUUUUUGUUCACGACGGACGAAGAACAACAAAAUGAUUCGAGCCAUGGGCUUUCUCAUUAGACAGAGCCAGUAAGCCGUGUAACUCGGUCUUCAUAUCGGUAUUUUUCAUACCUUUCGUUAGCGUUCACCCACGGAACGCAAUGUAAACGGUGUUAAUUCCAUGCUUAGCUUUUCCUACUGGCCGAUCCGCACCCUAGCAUUUAUUUUAUUAAAGUUAUAGAUAUAAACCAAUUCUCGAAUCCUCAAAAGUACCCUUUGUUUACCCUCCCUCCCCCCUCCCCUCCCCCAAAAAACAAAAUUGCAUAAACUGUUGUUUUCUUUUAUGUUCCUGGAAGACUCAAAUUUUGCAAAAUGUACUGUUCUAGUUCAAGUUCUAGGUCAUUACUGCUUCCUUUGCGGACAUCUACAAGCGCUCCUGUAGAUUCAUUGUCUGUCGUCUUGAAUAAAUUUAAACAAACUCAACCGCGGUUUCUUCCAUUGGCAUUUUUUUCACUUGUUUGCGGCCCCCUGAGAAACCACGUGAUAUCGCUUUUAUCCCAUCAGUCCUUAAGCGUGUGCAAAGAUGGCAGGUAUCCUGAAUAAGGUCUGUUAUCCGUGUUAUAAUGGUAGCGUUCUCGUUGUAAUUAAAGUGAAACCCUGCUUUACGGACACCCACUUAAUACAGACACCUCAUUAUUACGGACAGUUUGCUUUGUCCCUGGGGUAAGAAAGCCCUUUUCUUUAAAGUUAACCCGCUUAAUACCGACACUUUUUAUACCCCCCGCCUCAGUGUCCGUGUUAACGGGUUUGACUGUAUCAUGCUUUUUAGUGUCAGCUUUAUUUCCAACUCACGAAAAUCAUCCCGAAAUAUGCCGACAGCACUCUCUUCGAGGUAGUUCAAACCUCACGAAUAUCAGUCGAAAAGCAGCUAUUGGAUUGAGGUUUAGACUCCCUUUAAUGAUUUUGGUGGAAACGUCUCUACGUAUUGAUAACUACGGCCGGUAGUAGUUAGGCAUGCUUCAAGCGUCGUGCUACUGCCUUGUCGAACGAGAUUGACUGUGUGAAAUUCCACUAAAGCACGGCCUUAGUUUAAAGUCUGAAACCAAAUCGUGCUAAAUUGACGUGUAGCACCACAAGUUUCGUCUGCUACACGGCAGUAGCACGAUCUGGUUUCAAACGUGGUGUUACUUCCGUGCUGAAUUUGAUUUAUAUCUUAUAUAUGCGUGAGAAUUAUCAUAGAAACAUUUUUAGAGCUGUUUAAACCGUUUUUUUUUUCUAUCUUUUGUUUUCGACAACCGCUACUUUAUUCAAUUGAAAUUAAUUCAACGUCUGAAACCAAGUCAUGCUAGAGUCGUGUUAGUAAGAGUAGUCGUGCUACAGUACGUUGAGCUAGAUUACCGCUGCAGGAGUACCACGUUUGAAACGGGUCUAAAAUAGGUAAUUUUGGGCCAUUUUCAUGUUUUUUUUUCUCGUUUUUAGAUUUAUGGACCCGAGGAAUGGCAAAAACAAACUAUCAAAGGAUCACCAAUACUACUCAGGCAGAAAAUGUCAGCUUUUUCUCCACUCUUUUAUUCCGAUGGAUGAACGAUGUUCUAAAGUCUGGAAAUGAACGGGCUAUCGAUGAAAAUGAUUUUUUAUCUCUUAACGAAGAAUGCACCGCAUGCUUUUUGACAGAGCAGCUUCAGUCGAAAUGGACAGAUGAAACAGCUAACAGCAAAAGACAUGAUAAACAACCAAAACUUUGGAAAAGUGUGUUGAAAAUGCUCACCACCAGGGAAGCAAUGAUCCUCUUUGUAACUGCUACGGGGCUUCUAUUUUGUCGCGUUCUCCAACCACUGCUACUUGGAUAUCUCGUCAAAUCUCUGAUGACGGCAGAGCUACAGUAUCAUUUUCUUCUCUAUGGCUGUGCUUUAGCACUCGGGAUCAAUGAAUUAAUCGGUUCUCUCUGUUGGCACCAAUUUGACUACCGCUGUGAGGUCUUUGGUAUCAGAAUUAGUAGCGCCAUUAAAGGAAUAGUGUAUAUAAAGGUAACGAAGAAAACAAAAACACGUGACAAGUAGGGACGUUAAGGAAUAUUUACAGCACUAGGCCCUGUGCAAACGGACGCGUUAUUGUUGGCCACCAACUUACAACAUUGUUAGAUGUUACAUGUUCCGUCUGUUUGCACACCCUCUUGUAUGUUGUUGCGUUCGUUUUCACGUAACCUUAGCUCACAAUCACCCCCCUCUCUAAUUGUUAGGCUUUUCUAUUUCCUUCACUAUUACUCCAUUCUUCCUAUUUUCCAUCAUUUUUUUUCGGGCUCAUCCUGACAGAUUCUUUUACUUGAGAAUCACUUUUUUUUUCAGGGAAUGAGCAGAUCACCGAACGCCUUCAAAUGUUAAAUUUUAGCGCCAAGAUUCAGUAUCAUUCUUUACAUCACUCCGUCAAUCACAAACGUGUCGUCGUCGACAAUUGAUAUGAACCACCUUCUCUAAGGGUUGGGGAUUGUUGUAAUCACGCCCUACUCCUUGGUUUUGUUUUAUUUCGGUUUUUUGUUUGUUUGUUUGUUUGUUUGUUUGAUCUUUAAAUUCAAGGUCUAAUCAAUCAACACUCAAUUAUUUGGUUAAUCCUUGACCCUUCACCAUAUAACCUUCUUUUUAUUGCUUCUGUAAAAUGUUUGAUCUUUAAAUUCAAGGUCUAAUCAAUCAACACUCAAUUAUUUGGUUAAUCCUUGACUCUUCACCAUAUAACCUUCUUUUUAUUGCUUCUGUAAAAUAUUUACUGGGAAUGCAUGAUUUUUUUUUUGCAGACCCUUCUCGUCAGCAAGGAUUCAUUGCUAAGGAUUUCAACUGGCCACGUGAUAGAUCUCGUAUCGAACGAUGUUCAGCGAUUGGAAGGCGAAACCUUCAUGUUAUUGUUCCAUGCAGCUCACUUCUUCUUAGAGUUUUUAAUAGUAACAUUUUUCGCCGUCUAUUUUGUCGGAUGGCAGGUUAUAGUGGGAUUUAUCUUACUGAGUAUUCUUCUGCCGUGCUUUAGUGGACUGUCCCAUGGUGGGGCUGUACUGCGUCUGCGUACAGCAGCGGUUUCUGACCGCCGCAUCUCGUUGAUCAACCAGGUUGUGUCUGGAAUCCGCGCCAUCAAAACAAACGCAUGGGAAGAUGAAUAUAGAAAAAAGAUAAAGAACGUGCGGAGGUAAGAAAAAUUUCAACAAGGCCACCACUGAGCUAUUUCUUACGAUAAAUAUGCACAUCGUUAACCUGGCAGCCAUUUUUUUUUUUCUGUCCUAUGACAAAUCCAUGGGAUUUUGUUUUUUUACCCCAUUUAAGAUGAUCCGGAUUCAGAAAUUCGAGAAUUUUAAUUUUUGUUUUGGAAUCCGGAAUUCAAGCUCCACUGACAACUGAAGGAAUCCUGCGUCCAGAACUUAGAAUUUGGAAUCGACAUUGAUCGAAUCUCCUUACCUAGACUUUUUAAAAGUUCUUAUGAUUGGCUAUGCCAUUUUAAAGGACUUUUCAUAACUGUUUGUAUAGGUAAUAGCAUGAUUUGAAGUGAUAGUUGGCAUAAAUACCACGAGUGAUAUUUCGAAAUUGUUAUACGUAAUUUCACGAGCGGUUAGGCGAGAGAAAUUUGAGACAAUUUUGAAAUAUUACGAGUGGUAUUUAUGCCAAAUAUCACGUACAAAUCAUGCUAUUAUUUGUUUAUACUACUACCCGCAAAAGGUUUGUAACUUUCACAUGUAGGUAUUUCAAAUUAAGCUGAAAUGCCACCGCUCUAAGCCAAUCAGAUUGCAGAAAUUUCUCAUGUAGUAGUAGAAGGCGCGAAAUUCACCGGUCGAAAAUUCUAUCGGUGACGUCAUGAUAAUUGACCAAUAGGACAGUUAGUGAUAUCUCACGCCGCUCCCGACACAGCAUAUGUCAAUCAUUUUUUCCCGCGUGAAUUUAUAAUUAUAUUAACAUUCAGAUCCAUUCAGGCGAAACAAGUCGACCUCGAGACUUCGUCACUCGCUCGGUCGCUGUGCGACCUCAUGGAUUGAAACUCACUUCGCUCACUUUCUGUAAGAACUUAUGAGAGGUCGACUUGUAGCAAGUCUACCCCUGACCUUACAUAAGGCGAAUUUUUGUUUCAGCAAUGAAGCCAACCGCUGCGGUUUAACCAGCCCCAAGUGAUAUCGGUAUGGGUGAAAUGCUGGCUUUCCAUCCUUUGAUCCUGAACACUGUUCUGUCGCUCUUUGUAAUAAUCGUCGUACUUUGUAAUACCUGUCGCACAUUGUAAUAACAUUUGUCACACAUUGAAAUAAAAAUCUGUUUAUUACUUCUCCUCCGACCACCCAUUUAAGGUUUACAAAGUGCGACAAGUGAGGGUCACAAGUGUUAUCACCUAUCAUCAUUAUUGUAUCAGUAUCAAUACUAGUAGAAACCGAGGUCUAAAACAACUAUCACGAUUAAUUUCGAAACGGGAAACAGGAAAUAAUAUAUCGAUAAGAAAAAUAAGUCUGACAUCUCAUAUCUGUUUUCAUUAAAGUGAUGAAAUCCGCUGGAUCCGUAAGAAAAGUGGCAUUCUGUCGUGCAUUGCUGCUGUGGAAUAUAUUUCAACGCCAAUGGCGUCCCUGGUGACUGUCAUCACUCUUGUACUAACUGGUCAGCCUCUGACACCAGUUAACGUCUUCAUGUUACUCUCCUUUAUCAAUCUGCUAAGAAUGAGCGUCAGUAUGGGUCUAUCCUAUUUUUGCCUCCUUUCAUACGAUGCCUACGUCUCACUCGGUAGAAUACAAGACUUCCUCCAUUUGAAUAAUCUAUCACCAGUGAACGCCACUGCAAAUCAGCGAGAAGGAACUGAAAAAGUGAUUUUUCCUUCCAUCGUAGCAGAACCAACAGAACCAACUAUCUUACGGGUCAGAAACUUGACGCUACGCCGACAGCUUGAUCAGAAGGAUGAGUCCGUCUUGCAAGGUGUCAGUUUCGUCGCUAGAAAAGGAAGUUUAAUAGCUAUAACCGGAUCAGUGGGCAGUGGCAAAUCCACUCUUCUGUCAGCAAUUGCUGGCGAGAUACCAGACGAAAGCGGAGCCAUAACCUUCAAAGGAACUGUUGUUUAUGUGCCACAGAUUGCCUGGAUAUUCUCCGGAACUAUUAGAGAAAACAUUUUGUUUGGCGAACAGUACGAGAAAUCCAAGUACGACAGAGUCAUUGAAGCUUGCGCCUUGACCCAAGACAUUCAGGGUUUCCCAGAUUUUGACCAGACAAUUGUUGGAGAGCAUGGUGCGGUUCUAAGUGGAGGCCAACGGGCAAGAGUAAACUUGGCACGCGCAGUCUACGCCGAAGCAGACCUUUACUUGAUGGAUGAUCCCUUAACUGCUGUGGACUUUAAAGUUGGCCAUCACAUCUUUAGGGAAUGCAUCAAAGGCUUACUGGGAGAGAAAACCAGGUUGAUAACUUCCCAUCAAGAAAGGAUCAUGCGCGAAGCCGAUGACGUUAUUGUAUUAUCUAAAGGUCGGAUAUUGGGAGAGGGAAGUUUCACUGAGCUGAAAGAAAAUGGUAUUCUGAAUACAACUGUCGAUUCGCCGUAUUGGCAAGUGAAAGAAUCUGAUGAUGGAAUUGGAAAGGAAUUCGAAAGUGAACAGGAGAAUCAAAUUGCUGACUUGAAAGGUACAACUGCACCGCAUAACAUGGAGGGCCUGCAGCUAUCGGAAGAAGAUCGAGCUAUUGGGGUGGUGUCACCUAAACUUUACUGGAACUACUUCAGAAGCGGAGUACCUUUGCUGGUUAUCAUCGCAGGAAUUUGUUUUUGUUUUAUCACUCAAGGUAACGUGCAGAUUGUAGACCUUAAACUAAUUGACACACUAUCUCCAACGCGGCUUGUAAGAACAUAAAAAUGGAUAAAAUAUCCUUAAAUUUUGUUCAAAAAAAGUGUAAAAUAAGAUAAGAGGUUUAUCACUCUAUCAGAUGACUUUUGCUGUGUUUACACUCAAGCGUUUACCAAGGUAAACAUUAACUGACUAAACCCUGGUACAUUUGUACCGUGUUUAUACGGGCUCAAAUAACUAAGGUAAGUCUGUCAUCAAUCACAAUCUAAUCGAAUUGGCGGCAAAUUCUAAAUCCACGCAUAAAUGCUCGCGUUUAAAAGAGAAGCUGUGGCUCUUGUAGUCGUCGCGUUUUAUUUUCUUGUUCUUGAUCAGCAAACCCAGGAAUCGAGUUUGCAGCAGCUCUUACUUUUGCAGCACCUAAAGAGGUGGAGGCGAAAGCGAUUAAUUCUGCUACAAAUUGCCCUUCGCAAGACAAGGCGCGUUAGACGUGCGUGGUCGUGGCCGAGAAACCAAUUCUGGUUCGAAACUCUAUUAAACGGAAAUUUUGUUGAAGAAUGGUGUGUCUUUUGUGUCUUUGGUUUUUGCCAUAACUUCUUCGUAGACCGAAACCAAACGUGGAAACCUGGUCGAAAACCUAGUCUCGAAAACCUGGUCUCGAAAACGUGAUCGAAUGAGCCUGACGCAAUCCCGACACCACAGGAUUUGAAAUUCUACGCGACCGCAAGCGGAUGUAUCUGUCAUCCAAACCUUGGUUACCGACCUUAACCAUGCCUUUUCGCAGGGCAAACCGAACUUUUACCUUAGUUAACUUUCUAUUGUCUUCAGCGGUGUUUACCAGGGUAUCAGUUGGCGUUUACACACGCAAAAUAUUUACCUAGGUAAGUUAACUCCAAUACCUCGGUAGCACGCUCAAGUCUAAACACGGCAUUUGAAUAGCGAAUAGAUAUCUAUCGCUAUUUGCCGGAUGUGCUGAAAAAAUGAUUAUAGGCGGAAUACCUUGAAUUUGGUUUCAUGCACUUUUUCAGUUCCUCAGUAAAUUUACUACUCAUAGAUCAAGCAGAAAGAAGUCGCUAGGAACGCAGUGAGAUUAAAAAUACCUAUCCACUCUAUUGGCGAAUUGCCAGUGACAGUGAUUUACCGACCACUGCUUAUUCCUAAUUCACCCUUUUAUCUGAUUAAGGUGAUUUUGUUAAGAGGUUUAUUAUGUCAUUCUUCUCCUGUCUUCUGUUCAGCAAUCUUGGUUUCCUGCGAUCUUUGGCUGUCGUUUUUGACGACAAAGCGUGUGGAGGAUCAACGAAAUGCGAAAAACCUUAUCAUCUUUGGUUCUCUUGUUGGGGCAUCUUUCAUACUUCUCCUCGUUCGAGCGUUCAGCUUCUAUCUGGUAUCGUUAAGAUGUUCUGAACGACUCCAUGAUAAAAUGGUUAUGGCUAUUGUACAAGCGCCGGUCCUUUUCUUCGAUUCAAAUCCCGUAGGACGAAUCAUGAAUAGGUUCUCUAAAGAUGUAGGCUGCAUGGAUGAACUACUACCAGAAACAUUUUUGAAAUCCAUCCAGCUGAUUUUGUUGAUGUUGACGUCUGUUCUUCUACCAACUGUCAUAAAUCCUUGGACUCUGCUUAUUAUUGUACCAAUAACUGUGUUGGCCGGACUUAUUUCAAGAUAUUACUUACGGACAUCCAGGGAGCUACAAAGGUUGGAGUCUAUUUGUCGUAGUCCUGUUUAUUCUCACUUUUCAGAGACGUUGAAUGGACUGGGGACUAUUCGGACAAGGAAAAGGCAGAAAGAUUUUGUGGAUAAGUUUUGCAGGUAACCACUACUAGAACUAAAAAUACGUAAAUCGUAGGACCUCGAGGAGCACAUUGGGGGGAAGGGCAAGAAGUAGGGAGCAAGGGAAAUAGGGCAAGAGGGAAGAUAAUUUUUAAAUGGAAAAAACUAUCGCUCUCUAAAGAAACAAAACAAAACAAAACUACAAUAACUAAAAAUACUAAACGAAAAAAAGAAGAGGGAAAGAAAAAGAGGUUCUUCUGUCCGCAAUCGAACUCGGGAUCUUCUACGCACCGGGCCACGAUACGUACAUCGUUGCCACUGCGCAAAAAUUAACACAACAGGUGGCCCAAACUUACGUAAUGAGGGAAGGGUGCAAAGUAAUCACAUACCAUAGGUGACCGGACACUGGCGCGUCCAGCGCAAAGGUCAACUCGGUUAAAUUUCGUGCGUAUAGGGAUUCCGUUCACACGGAUCUACCUAAUCCCUAGGAAAAUUUAGACGCCUAGCCGUUCAAAGUUCCCCGUGAACAGAGGAAAAAUUAAUCUGGUUCCGUGUGAACGCCCAGGGGAGGGGGGGUACUUGGGUUAAUAUUUGCUGGGUAUGUGCUGCUUUCCUCUAGGAGCCCCUACCCCAUUAUUUACUCUGUUCUGAGGCCUAUCCUAGACCCCAUGCAUCUUAGUCGCUUUUGGGCAAAUAUGUAAUUUUCGCGAUCCCAACUUAGUCACUUUCUAUAUAUGUAUCUACCCAAGAGCCAUAAUAGCUCUUGAUUUACCUUAUUAAAAAUAGGUUAUCCUAAAAUGACCCCUAGGCGGAGAAUUUGCCAAUGCCCGCUUACAGAAACUCGUUCACAACAAUGUAUUUUCAAAGACCUCAACAUUUUAACAUUUUAAUGAACCUGUGUUAAUUACGAAAUGCCAAUUUUGUUUGUUUUUUAGUUAUCAAGAUGUUCACACCCAGUCGUUUAUCAUGGUAGUUGCCAGUCACCGUUGGCUUGGUGUUCGCUUAGAUUCUCUCUCCGCUUUGUUGACUGGUGUAGUGGCUCUUGCUGCGCUUUUUGUGUCUCAAGAUGCUGGUAAAUAUAAUCUUAUUUUAUGAAAGCAGAAAAUGGGUGAUUUGAUUUCUUACACUUGAUAAAUUUAACAGAGAGGACCACGAGUCUUUUCCAUAUGUACACGGUGCCAGUUAAUGCGCCACACCUGAAUAAAAGUAUAAUAAUUUUAAUUACAAUAAUAGUCAUAUUUAUUGCUUGAUAUUGCGCAAAUUAACAUAUUAAAACAUGAUCAUAUGCACUCUACAAUAUAUAAUACUAUUACUAACAAAGCUGAAUAAAAAUGUACAUAUUAUUGAAUGUAUCCUAUAAUUUUCUGAAUGAUAUUAAAUAAAUCAAUGGAUCCCUCUUACAUCGAAAAGAGAAUGAAUAUUUUUCGCAGACGUCACACCCGAAAUCACUGAGGACCGCUGGGAGCGAAGUUGAAGCUAGAGUAGUUUAGGCUUAACAAGAAAACAUAAAUAUAUAGAUUAAGCCAAGGCUAAAGGUGAAGAUUUUGUAAAUAAAUUUAUAAUGUACUUCAAACAAUAAACUUGGAAUUCAGCCGGCGAUCGGUUGAAAACCAGUAACUUGUUAGUCGAUAACUUAAAAAAAACACGCAGCCUCGACGAUUAGACGGCCUGUUCCUUGAUACAGUCCUUUGGUAUUGGUCAGCGGAUACCCUCUCUUGACAGCUGUCAUUUGAUCAUAACAUGGAUGCGCAAUAUCAAGUUGCAGGCUCCCUGGCGCCUUUUGUUACGGACGGGCGGUCGGAAGGACGUACGGUCACGUGACUACCAAAAAUUUCUCGGAUAUUUAGAAACCAAAUUCGGCUAUGAAGCGCGCAAAUUAGCCUUGCUUUUGCGUUUUUGCGUCAAUCCAAAGUGAAUGUGAAUGCCUUCUCGUUUUCCGUAAUUUUGGUAAAUUUCGCUGUAGCAAAUUUUAAUUAAGGAUUACGCACAUCUCUGAGUCUUUUAUUUGUAUGAAAUGGAUGGACGCGCUUACGCGAUUAAGUAAAGUUUUAUAAAGUAUUCUAAUGUAUUUACAAUUUAUGAUUUGAGUUCGGCACGGCGGUACUGAUGACGUUUGAAACUAAGUCGUGUCGCAGUCGUGCUGAAAUCGAAUGUAAUUCGAUCAACUGAGUUCUUCACGGCAGUAGCACGACGUUUGAAACAGAUCUUAGGUUUGCUGCAUAAAUAGGGUCAGCAUGUGGGCUAUAACAUCACAUUUAGUGAUAAUACGUUUAUCAAUUUCCAUUUCAGUUUUCGCUGGUCUUGCACUUGUUUACGUAGUGCAGUCUGUAACUCUGACGCAAUACACUGUCCGGAAGUCAUCCAAGGUGGAAAAUUUAAUGACGUCAGUGGAGCGAGUUAUGACCUACACCGAGGUUGAAUCUGAGCCUGGAUACCAAGUGAAACAGAAUCCCCCGGAAAUGUGGCCUGAUGAAGGAAAUAUCGCAUUCAAAGACGUAUACCUGACUUACUAUCCGGGGGGUCCCCUAAGUCUAAAGAAAAUCACAGUUAACAUCAAUGGAGGAGCCAAGAUUGGCAUUGUAGGACGCACGGGCGCAGGGAAAUCUUCUUUUGUGGCUGCACUGUUGCGCAUGCCUGAAGCUGAUGGAGAUAUAUUGAUUGAUAAUGUUAGUAUAACAAGUCUGAAUCUUCAAAAAUCUCGGCGAGCAAUAAACGUUCUUGGGCAAAAUCCUGCUCUCUUUAGUGGAUCGGUAAGAAGAAAUCUUGAUCUGAUGGGACAAUUUCAAGACGCAGAACUUUGGCGAGCUCUGGAACAGGUGCAGGUGAAAAAUCUUGUAGAGAAAUUGGAAGGUCAGUUGGAUCAUGAAUUGCUGGAGCACGGUGCAAAUUUAAGUGUUGGAGAACGGCAACUUAUUUGCUUGGCUCGCGUUCUGUUGCAUCAAAAGAAAAUCGUCAUCUUGGAUGAGCCAACUGCCCACGUUGAUCCAGACACAGAACAAACAAUCUGGAAGACAGUGCGUGAGAAGCUGAAGGAUUCCACGAUUAUAACUAUAGCACAUCGUUUAGAAACAGUAAGUGACUGUGACAAGAUUUUAGUUUUGAAAAAUGGAGAAGUUAAUGGGUUUGAUAGAUUUGAUAUCAUUAUGAAAGCGAAGAAGUCACUUGAUCCAAGUGAAUAG
Molecule: messenger RNA, 15160 nt
Organism: Porites lobata
Lineage: Eukaryota; Metazoa; Cnidaria; Anthozoa; Scleractinia; Poritidae
Source: the annotation of a GenBank genome assembly